Dendrobium catenatum is the source of this 3301-nucleotide messenger RNA. RefSeq lists its product as uncharacterized. The coding region runs from base 477 to 2807 and encodes 776 amino acids. The transcript has 7 exons. NCBI's taxonomy places the organism in Eukaryota, Viridiplantae, Streptophyta, Magnoliopsida, Asparagales, Orchidaceae. The record is from RefSeq and is a predicted model, not a curated record.
AAAAUUACAGUAGUUACAAACUAAUUCACAACAAACUCAAAAUAGGACAUCCCACGCGGAGCUGUUCUUCGUCCCCGCCGCAGAUGGCCUCAACGCACUUAGCACACUUCGCUCCUCAGCUCCUCCCUGCAUCCCCACCCUCUCUACAUCAUCACUUGUAAAUCAUUACUGUAUAACCUGCCACAAAACCAUAUAGUUUCCAACCAAAAUAUUUCUUCUUUGGAAACGAAGCACAGUACGCCAACGAUUCCGUUCAUCUACAUAAAUCCAAAAAUAGCAAACGUUUCCUUUCUAUCGUUUCGCUCCUCCAUCUCCCAUCGUAGAGCCUUCAAUCUUUUAAACAAUUCUUUCUCUCUGCCCAAAAAUAGCAAAGAUGCGAUUUUUAUCUACCGCUGUCUCGUCAUCCUUACAAAAUUCCUUCAUUUUCCUCAGAUUUCCUUCCUCCCCGAAAAUCCGCCCUCGGACAGCUCGUAUCCAUGGCCUCCUCCGUGGCUCGAAUGCCCUCCGACGAAUGGCGCCACCACCACGCUUCCCGCCUUCACGUCCGCACCCACAAACCUAUCUCCAAGAUCCUAACCCGUAUCUCCACCUCCAUUAACACCACAGCCGCCGCCGCCGCAGCCGCGGCUUCAGCAAUCGUCCUCAUCGGAGGAGGCGGCGAGCCACUAUCGCCGGCAACGGAAACCAAACGCCGUCAAUCCCAAAUACUUGACCGUUGGGCCGCCCGACAGGCACGCGACAUGAUUACGACUAUAGAAAGACAGGCCCAUGAGGCAGAAUUGUCGGCGCUCUCCACGACGACUCAGCCCGUCUCCGCCCGAGCUGCCUCGCUCCUCCGCGAGACCUCUCCGGACACCUCCGUUGCUGCCGCCGUAGCAGAUGUCGUUGGCAGCGGCGGCGGUGCGGUGGCCGCGGACAUCCAGCCCACCGUGCGCGCUUCAUCGCUGAUACAGAUGUGGAGGGAGCUGGAAGCUGAGGCAGGGGUCUGCCCCACGCCUCGCGCCAGCAUGGCGGCUCCACCGCCAGCCGCCGAGGCGGAGGAGGCCCUCGGCGGGUCGGACACAAGUAACGAGGCGGACGCGUUCUGCGACUUGGAGAAAGCAGCUCCAUCAUCGCCUCCGACUUCGUCCGCGGUGGAGAUGGAGAGCGAGGUCACCGAAAGGAGAAAGGUCUGGGAUAUCAUAAGAAUGCUGAGCCUACAGGUCUCGUCCUCCCCGGCCUCCUCCGGCAAUAAGCCAGAACUGUCGGCGAAGGAGAUUACGGGUAAUACGCCAGCGGCCACCCUUUUGCCUUCGUCGGCACCGUUGCCAAUGCCGGACACCAGCAAAAAAGCGUUGCGUGUAAGGGGAAGACUGGUGAUGGAAAAUUUUCAUUUGAAGCUGGAGAAAGAGCGCAGACUAGAGGUCGCCGCGCUUGAGAAGCGCCACCCUGUUUCUCGAUUCCCCUUCCGGGGCCGCAUUCAGUCAUUGAUUAGGUUGAGAUCCCUGCGACAAGAAGUAGCGACAAUCAAACAUCAACAAUGGUCUCAAAAAUUAGAAGCAAAGAGAUUUGAGACUGGAUCAAAUACAUUUUUCUCAAGGGAAAAACCUGCAGAUAGAAGUGAACUUGAUAUCAUUGAAGUUCCAGCUGAAGAAAGUCUGAAUGUCAUGGAAGUUCAGCCAUCAGAUCCUCAUGUUUGCGUCUUUGCAAUUCCCAUUAAUCAUUCUAAUGGUGAAAAUAACCUCUUCCCAGAAUUAGCAUCCACAGGAGAAACGGAAAGCUCGCCACUAGACUUCUACUCGCCAUUGUCCCAACACGAGGAUCUGCAAGAAAGCAGAAGCUCUAAAGUUUCAUGGGAUGAGAAAAGCUUAUGGGGGAGCAGCCUUGAUUGGCAAAGGCUUUCAAAUUCUCACUCGCUGCAAACUUGGCAUGGUGAGAUUGCAUCAGAGGGGACAGAAACAUCUUCUCAAGAGCAACAAAUCGAAUCUCCCCAAUGUAAAUUGUUAUUACAACCAUGGGUGAUAAGAAGAACUUUCUAUAAUGACUUACUAAAUACGAGCUUCACCGAAAAUAGAGAGAUUCAAGAACUGCUGGAGAUGAAAACAGUUUCAACUUCUCUUGCGAGCGAAUUCUCUGCCAAAAUGAACCAAAUGAUUGAGUCAUUUUUACACAGACAAGGACAACAAAAUGCUGAUGUAAUUGAAAGAGAGCAGUACGAAGAACAAGGCAUCUGGAGACAGAAUUAUGAAAGCAGUUCUGAUCAAGAGGUGGCUGCAACAUCACUGUCACAAUUAUCCUCUGCAACUUUAAGUGACCAGGAAAUUUGGAAAAAUACUUCAUUAUCGUCAUCCUCUCAAAUAUUGCAAAACCAGGAUCAUUGGCAAAGAUUUUCAUUACCGUUGCAAAAAAGCUGGCAAAGUUCUUCGUCCACACAAAAUUCAUCACCUAGUUUUCAUGAAGGGGAAGAUAUGCACGAACUGAAGAACAGUGUUGCUCAGAUACAUCACGAAAUUUCUGAGCUAAGGAAAUUAGUUGAGAGUUGCCUGGACUGGCAGAAAAAGUUAGAUCAUUCAAUAAAGCAGGAAGCUUUUUGUGCUGUCAAUCAGUUGGCUGGAAGAGGAAGUCUAUUGCAUAAUUCAAAGUGCAUGCAAGGAAGGAAAGACAAUUGUUGCAUCUGCUGUGAAGCACAAGUUGACACACUUUUAUACAGGUGUGGCCACAUGUGUGCUUGUUACAAGUGUGCUAAAGAGUUACAAUGGAGCUGUGGUAGGUGCCCAAUUUGCCGCUCUCUGAUCGCCGAUGUUGUUCGAGCGUAUCCAAACUCUUAAGUACUGAUUCAGCUUAUUUAAUCCACUGAUCAGUUUCUGAUAGUUUGGAUGAAGCAAAUCUCCUUGAGCUCCUGUUUAGAAGAACAUCCAUCCUAACUGGCCAACUUCUUAUACAUUGCACUGCAAAGCUUGCCAUUUUGGCAGUUGCAGUGAGAGUAAUAACAGUCUUAGGUGUCUUUUUUUUAUUCUUUUAUGUUCAUGGAGAGUGAAUAUCUCUUUCUUCCAGUUUUGUUAUCUUUGGUGGAGCUAUAAAUUGCUCUGUCUAUAUGUACCAAUACAAGAAGGUUAUUUUGAAAAAUACAUUUUUCAUCAACUCUUUUUGUCCUUACAGUUGGAAUUCACAAAAAGAUGAAAGAAUUCUGCUUGUUUCCAUUUUUGAAAUUAGAAUGCUCAGAAAAGAAUAGAAAAAGUCAGAAUAAGUUGCAAUUGGACUUUCAAGUAUGUGAAAUGAUAGCUUCCAAAGAAACUAGAGCAGGAUUGGAAAGAGUUUUGUG